UAAUGGCAGCAGUAAAUGCUCGCAGAGCGCGCAGCCACAGAUUGACAGAAUUGAAUCAAGGGAAGAGUGUACGAGAAAGAGAAAGCUAUGCGUCUUGCUCCAAUAUGUCAUUUUUGGAAUAUAGUAAAGUUUAAAUGUUGAGUUUGGGGAUUUUUUUCCACCAAGGCGUGACCGUUUUUGGUGAUGGUCUAGUAGAUUUGCAGUCCGUGGUUGAGACGAGUGUUCCGCUUGAUCAAGUCUUGAAGAAACCAGCAGCGUUUUACAACUCGCUUAUACAUUACCAAACCGUAGGAACAACUUUUGCCUUCAGAACAGCCUCAUUUCGACAGGCAUGGACACUACAAGAUGUCAAAAGCGUUCGACGGGGAUGCUGCUUCCCACAGUUCCGUCAAGUUGGAUGGAUGUCCUUUGAGUGGUGGACCAUUCUUGAUACACAAAGGAAACUGUUGACUGAAAAAACCCAGGCUGGCAUCUACUACCAUACACUGUUCAAAGGGAUGAACAGCAUGGCAACCUCCCACAUUCUCUUCAUCUGCCUUCUCCUCAUCCUAACAGUUGUGUCGCAGGAGCCGCCAACUUCUGAACAAGCCCUGCCCCAGAUCCGCCCCCAGAUCACUGGCUGUGUCUCCCAUGACAUGAACACGUUCCGCUGCAGAUGGAAUGUCGGAACAUUCCAGAACCUCACAGAGCCCAGAGACCUGCGGAUGUUCUACUACAUCAAUAACAAGAACAUAUCUCCCAAAGAGUGGAGUGAGUGUCCUAACUACAUGGCUGACAGGAUAGACGAGUGCUUCUUCAAUGAAAGCUACACGAAGGUCUGGAUAACCUACAGUGUCCAACUCCGCUCUGGAGAUCAGGAUAAUCUCUAUGACGAGGUCAUCUUCACUGUGGAAGACAUCGUGGAACCAGACCCUCCAAUAGCGCUGAACUGGACCCUGCUGAAUGUGGGUCUAACCGGGAGCCACUUUGACAUCAUGGUGAGCUGGGAGCCACCACACUCUGCAGACGUGUCUACGGGCUGGAUGACGCUACAAUACGAGGUGCAGUACCGUGAGGUCAAUUCAACACUGUGGAGGAUGGUGAACCUUGAGAAGGGGAGGCAGCGGUCGCUGUACGGGCUGCGCACCAACACAGAUCACGAGGUCAGGGUGAGGUGCAAGACGCUGGCAUCCCGUAAUUUUGGGGAAUUCAGCGACCCCAUAGUCAUACACAUCCCCACUAAAGAGUCCCGAUUUCCAGUUACUGUCCUGCUUGUCUUUGCUGCCUUGGGUUUAGCAGUCAUCCUAAUACUGGUCAUCUAUUCCCAGCAACAGAAGUUGAUGAUGAUUCUCCUGCCUCCAAUUCCUGGUCCCAAAAUCAAAGGAAUCGACCCUGAGCUCUUCAAGAAAGGAAAGUUGGCUGAGCUGACCUCCAUCCUGGGCGACCACCCUGACCUGAGACCAGAGCUGUACGGUGAAGACCCCUGGGUGGAGUUCAUCGAGCUGGACAUGGAGGAGCCCAACGACAGGCUGACUGAGCUGGACACACAGUGCUUGAUGGACCGCUCGCCCUCCUCAGACUGUCCCCCUCUCACCAUUGGCUUUGGAGAUGACGACUCUGGCCGGGCCAGCUGCUGUGACCCUGAUCUGCCUGAACCAGAGGCCUUCCGCUUCCAUCCCCUCCUCUCCAACACCAGCCCCAGCCUGGAGCCCUCUGGUGCCAGCACUGAGGCCAGCUCCCCAGUCCAGACCCCCACCACAGGGAUGACUCUCUGGGCUGUCCCUGGCAGGGAGGACCUCUAUACCCAGGUGAGCGAGGUGAGACCCACUGGCGAAGUGCUGCUGAUGCCUGAGGAGCAGAGCAAGGUUGAGAAGGAUGCAGAGGAGAAGGCUAAGGAGGGAAAGGAGAAAGAGAAGCAGAGGAAGGAGUUUCAGCUACUGGUGGUGAAUGCUGACGGGGGAGGUUACACCACAGAGUUAGACGCUGGGAAGAUGAGUGCCAAACUCCCCACUGGGAGAGGCAGCCAGCCUGCUCCAACAGAGGAUAGUAGGCUUGUGCAGGGACAGCCCUUUGGGGAGUACCAGAGCCUGUACUUUGAGGCUGAAAUGCCCCCCAUCCCACCUGCCUCGCCCGUCUCCCCACUGCUCCCUCUCUCUGUCUACACCAUGGUGGAGGGAGUGGACAGGCAGAACAGCCUCCUUCUGAAGCCCAGCCCCCCACCUGCACCCCAGCCAGUCCUAACCAAGCUGCCCCUUCCUACACCUACACCAGAGGGGUACCUGACCCCUGACCUACUGGGAAAUAUUACACCAUAACUCAGAGGUGUAGAAAGUAUGCUAUUGCACACAGAUCAGAGGUGGCAUUGGAAUUCAGUGACUAUAAAUCAAAGAGUAGGUUGCCAAAUGGUAUACCUCCAAAAAUGAGGGGGGUUCCCCUGCCUGCCCCACCUCUUAUCCUUCCUUCUCCCAACAUGACCGCUACAGACAUUUUGAGGUUUGGUAAGAAGGAUGGGGAGGUCAGGAGAGGGGUUUGUUCUUCAAAGUCUGAACUGAUGUGCCACACCUGUCUGCUAACACCUUAACUGUGAAAACAAAGGAUAUAGAAGGACAAGAAUGGAUUAUGGUCUCUCAAAGGAGCUGGCCGUAUGAAAUAUCUUAACAUAUUACUAAUAUUUUUGAAGAACAUUAUCUAUAAGUGACUUUAAUUGCCAGCACAAGAUACAUAUAGUUAACUUAGUGGUGUUGAUACCAAUCAUUUACAAUAAUCCCAAUUAUUGGUUCUUACAACUGAAAAGUAUUUACAGAUCGGAAUAUUGUCAAAAGGGAAACAUUUGGUAAACAAGUGGGAAUACACCAUCUGUGUUCUGCCGAUUGACUGUGGCUUCUCAACCAGUCUAUAAGAGUAGGUCAUUGUGUUGUUUUUCCAUAUAUAAACAAAUGUGUUUUAUCAAAAAUUAUAUAUAUUUUUUUCUGCUUACUAUGAUGUACGCUUACAAAAAGGGGACUAUCAAAUGAGUGUCAGAUGAUCUUUCUGGGGAACUGGAAAUGGUAAUGGUUCUUCACUGUACAGCUAUAAUGUUAUAAAUAAACAUAUUUCACAUUAAAA
This is a messenger RNA of Oncorhynchus nerka (sockeye salmon), 3084 nucleotides long. Its product is annotated as growth hormone receptor-like. Gene Ontology annotation, molecular function: peptide hormone binding; growth hormone receptor activity; growth factor binding. The transcript has 10 exons. NCBI's taxonomy places the organism in Eukaryota, Metazoa, Chordata, Actinopteri, Salmoniformes, Salmonidae. Gene Ontology annotation, cellular component: growth hormone receptor complex; cytosol; external side of plasma membrane. Bases 135 to 2294 code for a protein of 719 amino acids. The record is from RefSeq and is a predicted model, not a curated record. Gene Ontology annotation, biological process: cytokine-mediated signaling pathway; positive regulation of peptidyl-tyrosine phosphorylation; positive regulation of receptor signaling pathway via JAK-STAT.